UGAUUUCGCAAAAUUAAAAAUUCUCUGGUCGGUUAGGGUUUCUCUCUCUCUCUGGGACUGCCUCGCCGGAGUAGUCAUCGGCCUGUGGUUUACUCUUAACAUCUUCGAGAGAUCGGAGAGGUCGCCUCCGGAGAUCUGAAUCCACCGGGAGCGAUGUACGGCUACAGGGGGGCAAUGUUGGGAAGCGGGGGGGUUUCGGAUGGGUACGAGGUCGGCUCAAAGAGACAAAGAAUGAUGGAAUCAAAUCCCUACUUCGCAGUGAGCAGCGGUCCGGGUGGUUAUCAUCAUAACCAGCCUUAUGGCUUUGGCCGUGGCUAUCAGCCUCCAGUGUUUCCAGUGGUCCGCCUCAGGGGACUGCCUUUCGAUUGCACCGAUCUGGACAUCUGCAGGUUCUUUGCUGGACUUGACAUAGUAGACAUCUUGCUGGUCAACAAGAAUGGCAGAUUCUCAGGAGAGGCUUAUGUUGUCUUUUCUGGAGAUAUGCAUGUCGAGUUUGCUCUGCAGAGAGAUCGACUGAACAUGGGGCGGAGGUACGUAGAGGUCUUCAGGUGCAAGAGGGAAGAUUACUACCACGCUGUGGCUGCAGAGGUGAAUUAUGAAGGAAACUAUGAUACUGACUAUCACGGAAGUCCCUCAGCUACCCCUCGGCCUAAGAGGUUCAGCACAAGUAAGGACCAGAUGGAGUUCACUGAGAUAUUGAAGCUUCGUGGGCUUCCCUUCUCUGUUAAGAAGUCAGACAUUGUCGAGUUUUUUCGAGAUUUCAAGGUAGAUGAAGACAAGAUACACAUUGCUUGUAGGCCUGAUGGGAAAUCAACUGGGGACGCGUUCGUGGAGUUUGCCUCUGUUGAUGAGGCGAAGAGGGCGAUGAUUAAGGACAAGAUGACCAUCGGGUCGAGGUAUGUGGAGCUCUUUGCCUCCUCUCGUGAUGAGGCUCGUAGAGCUGAAUCGAGGUCCAGGCAAUGAGAGGAGGUGCUAUGGUCCGAUGGUGAUGAUCCCCGAAAUUUGCGACUUGUUUGUAGCUCUUCUUUGUAGCUGCUUGACUUUUGUUUCCAUAUACGAGUGAACACAAACUCCUCUUGUCAUGCUAGCUCUUGUUGAAAAGAAGUUUUCAGGAUAUUGGAUAAGCGGUGCCCUUUUCAUCUCUUGUUGAA
Molecule: messenger RNA, 1151 nt
Organism: Punica granatum (pomegranate)
Lineage: Eukaryota; Viridiplantae; Streptophyta; Magnoliopsida; Myrtales; Lythraceae
Source: RefSeq, a predicted model, not a curated record